This is a messenger RNA of Chilo suppressalis (striped riceborer), 1069 nucleotides long. The record is from the annotation of a GenBank genome assembly. Lineage: Eukaryota; Metazoa; Arthropoda; Insecta; Lepidoptera; Crambidae.
UCUCGCGUAACGUCUCUGGUAUAUAUUGAGCUAAUAACCUAUGUUAAUUCAUCAGUUCUAUCGCGGAAGUCGAAGAAGAAAGAUCGAAAUGUUAGCUAAAAUCGUUAUACUUGCUUUGGCCCUCGUGGCAGCCUAUUGUGAGGAACAUUCGUACUCUCUGAAAACACACAUCCAGCAUGAAGUGCCUGAGGCUUAUAAGAGCCAUUACGAGCGCAUCCCAGUGAGAUUGCACCAGGAAGCUAAGGAAGUGCAGUACCAGGCUCAGCCGGAACACCAUGGAAAUGCCUACUCAUCUCAAAGCAUUGUUCAUCAGCAAUACCAGCAGCAGCAACAACAACAAGAGUCGCAUGAAGAUUCUGGACACUCAGCUCCAGUUUACGAAUAUGUUCCUGCCCAAAGCCAAGAAGACUUGCAUCAAUAUUCUGCUCCCCAGCACAAGGUCCAGGCCAUACAUUAUGCCCCAGCUUCUCAUCAUCAUGAGAGCCCAGUUCAUGUACCAGUUGUACAUAAAGUCCAAUCUCAUCAACCAUCGCACGAAUCAUUAAGUCAUCAUCAACAGGCCCCGGUCUAUCAUCAUCAGUUGGAAGCUCACUCCCAUCCGUCUGAGGAUGAACCUGUUGAUUACUAUGCUCACCCUAAGUACCAGUAUGAGUAUAAUGUGGAAGACCCGCAUACCGGUGACAAUAAGUAUCAACAUGAGUUCCGUGAUGGAGACGUUGUGAGGGGUGUCUACUCUUUGCACGAGGCUGAUGGUUCCAUCAGGACUGUUGAAUACACUUCUGAUAAACACAACGGAUUUAAUGCGGUAGUGAAGCAUACUGCCCCUGGCCAGCAUGUGCAGAUUGAGAGCCACCAUCAUAAUUAAUUUUCCUUGUUGAAGACUGAACUGUUGUUGUUCCGUUUUUGUUGUUACUAAAUGUGUACUAAUUAUUAAAUUAUUUCUUCGCUUAUACAUAUAGCUGUGUUUUAAUUUUUAACCUCCAAAUGAAAAAGUUCUUUAUAACUUUAGUAAGAGAGUUUAAGCGAUUAAUCGUUCCCAAUAUGAUUUUAAGACAGUUAAAAAUAUCAC